This is a messenger RNA of Morus notabilis, 3416 nucleotides long. Its product is annotated as transcription factor MYB3R-1. Gene Ontology annotation, cellular component: nucleus. Gene Ontology annotation, biological process: regulation of DNA-templated transcription. The transcript has 11 exons. The record is from RefSeq and is a predicted model, not a curated record. Lineage: Eukaryota; Viridiplantae; Streptophyta; Magnoliopsida; Rosales; Moraceae. Gene Ontology annotation, molecular function: DNA-binding transcription factor activity, RNA polymerase II-specific; RNA polymerase II cis-regulatory region sequence-specific DNA binding. The coding region runs from base 472 to 3333 and encodes 953 amino acids.
GAUUUAAAUUUUAUAAGCGGACAAUCUCACCAACCAUCAAGAAAUCUCAACCGUCGAAUGCGAAGGCCAAGUCGUUUUUUCAAAUUUCUUCCUCCACCGUUUCCUUUUUUUUCCCUCUUAUCUGCAACCAGAGAAAAAACUCGUACAAAAUCUUCAGAUCAAAGCAUUUUUUGAAUCCAAACGAAUCUCUAAGUUUUUGUCGAUUGUAAAACUUCUUCAUUUCUGUGAAUCACUUGCUCCGAUAAUUUCUCAAUGUUUGAUGGAAUUCGAUUCGGAGACAAUGCGAUAUCUGAAGAGCUAAUUUUGAUUUGAAAUUUUGGGUUUUUGGUCGAUUAGGGUUAGUAGGAGGAGAGGUGUGAAAAAUUUGGGAUCGGAAUAUUACGAUGUUCUUGGGGAGUUAUUGUGGAGUGAAUUUCCAUCAGGUGAUAAUUGAAUUGAAGGAAUUCGAAUUUUCGACAUUUCCGAGGAACAAUGACAAGGCUGAGAAGAACUAGUGCCAAGAGAGCUGGAGCUGUAGAUGAUGCUGCGGCUUCUGAUGGACCAAGCAAUGCCUUCCAGAAUAUGAAGCCUUUGCGUGGGAGGACUAGUGGACCCACAAGGCGAUCAACGACGGGAAAAUGGACGGCUGAAGAGGACGAAUUAUUGACGGCGGCAGUUCAACAUUUUAAAGGAAAAAACUGGAAAAAGAUUGCUGAAUGUUUCAAAGACCGAACAGAUGUUCAAUGUCUACAUAGGUGGCAGAAGGUUUUAAAUCCUGAACUCAUCAAAGGUCCAUGGUCUAAAGAGGAGGAUGAAGCAAUAAUCCAAUUAGUCAAUAAAUAUGGGGCAAAGAAGUGGUCAACGAUAGCAGCGGCACUACCUGGACGAAUUGGAAAACAAUGUCGAGAAAGGUGGCAUAAUCAUCUUAAUCCUUCCAUCAACAAGGAACCAUGGACACAGGAAGAGGAGCUGGGUUUAAUUCGUGCUCACCAAAUCUAUGGCAACAAGUGGGCUGAGUUAACAAAAUUUUUGCCUGGAAGGACAGACAAUGCAAUAAAAAAUCACUGGAACAGCUCCGUCAAGAAGAAGCUAGAUACUUAUCUGGCGUCAGGUUUACUUGAUCAGUUUCAACGUGUGCCUUUUGUAGUGAACCCGAAUUCAGCAUCCUCUUUGGUGAUGCAACCAGGCCACGUCAAUGGGGUGGAAGAAGAAGACACGUCAGAAUGUAGUCAAGGAUCAAAUGUUAUCAAUUGCGUUCAAUUUGAUCCUGUAACUGAGAAUGCUGGGGAAAAUUUUAACACUGAGGAAGCCAGUAGCAGCACAGGGCAUAAUCUGGAGCAAUAUUCAAUAUAUGCAAAUUCCACCCCAAAUAAGGGUAAAUUUGGUUCCUGUGAAUUAGCCAGCACGUCUUGUUUGGGUGUGCCAGAGGAAUCCUCAGUCCAGCUUGGAUUGUCAGGACUCUGUAUAGCUUCUAAUGAAAACCAUACAGAACCUACUCUGCCACAGAGUUCUGUUGGGUUCUGUACUUCUGAUGGAGUGGAAACUUUGCUCGUUGAUUCUGUUAAAUUUGAGCGCCUAUUAAUAUCAGACAACGAUUGUUCUGAAAUGAUAUGCACAGAGUCGAGGGAACCUGGAUGCUUUCCCCAAGGAAAUGCAACGGGACAAUCAAAUAAUGUUGCCUUAAAUGGUGGCAGGAGUUCAUCACUUUGUGAAUUUGAUUAUGAGAACUCGUUAAGUGCAAGAACAUUACCAGUAGAGUCCUUUGUCCAUAAAAAAGAUGUUUCAGAACGGACUUUGGAAUUAGAGGUAGUUCCAAAUUUAAGAGAUGACUUCAUCUGUGUGGACUCUCCGACUGGGGAAGCAUAUAAAACAGAUAACUAUCGGAAGCUAGAUGAGGCGAAGGAUGCUCCAAAACUGGUGGCUGUGGAUAUAUUUAGCAAACCAAAUUCUGAUUCUAAGGGGAGUAGUCUACAAACAGAAAACAAAACACAUUUAAGAACAGAUUUUUCACAGACUCUGUUUUCAAUGGGUGACAUUGUCACUCUACAAACAGAAAAGCAGGAUCUGGGAAAUCUCUCUUAUGAGCCUCCCCGUUUUCCAAAGUUAGAUAUUCCUUUCUUCAGCUCUGAUCUCAUGGAAUCUACUGGUGAUAUGCAGCACAACUAUAGCCCGUUUGGGAUUCGCCAACUUAUGAUGCCUUUAACAAACUUGUCCUCACCACGUUGCUUAUUGUUGGAUUCUCCAAUUCGGGACAGUACUCCUCGAGCUUCACUAAAGCAUGGUCCUAAGAGAACACGAUCUAUAAUGAAAAAGCGACUGCAUGAAAUUCUGUCUCCAGCUGAAGGAAAAAUGGGAGAAACAAUUUUGAGGUCAUCUAGCUUCUCCGCUGCAUUUUCUUCUCUAGAAUCAAUUUUUGAUGCUAAUGGCGCAUGCAGAAUGUCCAUAUCUUCCAUUGAUGAUUCCAUGCAAGAUGUUAUCAAUGAGGACUUCGAAGAUGGAGUGAAAAGGGUCGAUAAAUUUGACUGCAGAAUUUCAGAUAAAGAUGAAGGCAACACAGAGUCUUCUGACAAGCAAGAUCAGGAGAGCAUUAAACUUGAUGCCGAGGCCAAGCAGCUUACAAGAGAGCGUAUUGAAUGUAACUUGGAAGGACAGCUUAUUGUCUCUCCUAGAUAUCAAACAAACAGAAACUUGGUGGCUGCUGCAUUUUUGAGUCCCAGGAGUCAAUAUCCUAGAAAGGUGGACAGAUCAGACCUACUUGACUCUUUGGUCUCCGUAAUUGGAAAAGAUGAAAAGUACGGAGUUCCAAUCACAUCUUCAGAAUGUGCAACUUCAUCAAAACCUCCAGAAAUUACCUCUGAAUUUGCUGCAAAUGAUGCUGAUACUCAGAGCAUUUACAUGUUUGGUGAAACUCCAAGUUUUCAAAGGGAUUUGGAAUCUCCCUCAGCAUGGAAGUCUCCGUGGUUCUUGCAGUCUUUUCUUCCUGGACCUCCUGGACUAGAUACAGACAUUCCACUCCAGGAAUUGGACUACUUUUUGUCUCCUGUUAUGAGAAGCUAUGAAGCCAUGGCUUUUAUGAGACAGAUGUCAGAACAAGCAGCUGAAUAUUAUCCUGAAAUGUCAUCCAAGACGGCAAUAACCUCCACUGGCCAAGAUUUGACUUGCAAGGACGAUUCCUUUCUUCACGACGAGAAGGAAAAUGUGCCACCUAAUAUCUUAAUGGAGAGACGUGUUCUUGACUUUAGCGGAUGUGGGUCACCACCUAUGAAGGAAAUGGAGAACAAGAAGUUUGCUGAGAGUUUCACUUCGGCAAGCACUUCAAAUCCCUCAUCUUAUCUGAUGAAGAGUUGCAGAUAGUUUGUUUAAGUGAUUUCUUAUAUUUUGUGCUGUUUUGUGUGUCUAUAUUUGUACUUAAUAGUGUCCUUAUGUCAACAAGACCA